Nezara viridula (southern green stink bug) is the source of this 1772-nucleotide messenger RNA. Lineage: Eukaryota; Metazoa; Arthropoda; Insecta; Hemiptera; Pentatomidae. The record is from the annotation of a GenBank genome assembly.
UAUACAAUAAAUAUGAAUUUUAUCUAAAUUAUUGUAAUUAUUUCUAAAUUUGCAGUCUUUAUGCAUAAUGUCUGAAGUAUUGACAUUUAGGAUUUUUAGAAAAUAAUCUCUUUAUAAUUUAGUACAACAUGUUAUCAUGCAAAACUACAUUAAAAAUAUAUUGUUGUGCAUAAAGUCCUCAUUAUUGUUCUAUAAAGAUACAGUAGGCUUGUGUAUUGAUUUAGGAUAACAUUUCUGUUUGAUGGUUGCUUCGCCUGACAACCAAAGUUUGGGAUGGAAAGAGCCAAAAGUGCAUUAUCAAAUGACCUUCUUUAUGGAAGGAUUAACACUAAUACUCCCUUAAAGCUAAAAGUCACAUUUUGUACAGAUCUCGACAAGUCAGUUUUGACUUCUAAUUUUGAAAAAAGAGGUUGGAGUCAAGUCGGUCCUGAAGAUGACUGGAACUUUUAUUGGUCGGGAAUACAAACAUGUCGUAAUCUCUUUAGCCUUGAUAGUGGUUAUAGAAUGCAUGAUCACCAAUUGAUCAAUCAUUUUCCUAAUCAUUAUGAACUGACAAGAAAAGACUUGUUGGUGAAAAAUAUCAAAAGAUACAGGAAAGAGCUAGAAAGGGAUGGAAAUCCAUUGGGCACAAAGAGUAUGGGGAAAUAUAUCUAUUUAGAUUUCAUACCCAUAACGUUUGUUUUACCUGCAGAUUACAAUAUGUUUGUGGAAGAAUAUAGAAAAACACCAUCUAGCACUUGGAUAAUGAAGCCAUGUGGAAAAAGUCAAGGUGCGGGGAUAUUUUUAAUAAACAAGCUCUCAAAGUUGAAACGAUGGUCUCGAGAAGCAAAAGCCCCUUUCAAUCCUACAGUCGUUAAAGAAACAUAUGUUAUAUCAAAAUAUAUAGAUAAUCCUUUACUCAUUGGUGGAAAAAAGUUUGAUAUGAGGCUAUAUGUACUAGUUACUUCAUUCAGGCCCCUGAAAGCGUAUUUAUUCAAACAGGGCUUUUGUAGAUUCUGCACAGUUAAAUAUGAUACUAGCAUGCAAGAACUUGAUAACAUAUUUGUACAUUUAACAAAUGUAUCAGUACAAAGGCACGGGGGAGAUUACAAUAGUUUGCAUGGAGGAAAAUUAAGUGUUGACAAUUUAAGAUUGUACCUGGAAAGUACAAGAGGAAAAAAUGUGACUGAUAAAUUGUUUAAGAAUAUAAUAUGGCUGAUAGUCCAUUCUUUAAAAGCAGUCAGUAAUAUAAUGGCAAAUGAUAAGCAUUGCUUCGAAUGCUAUGGAUAUGAUAUUAUUAUUGACAACACUCUCAAACCUUGGUUAAUUGAGGUAAAUGCAUCUCCAUCUCUCACUUCGACAACAGUAAAUGACAGAAUAUUAAAAAGCAGGCUUAUCGAUAGCAUUCUUCACGUAGUCAUUCCUCCUACGGGUAUUCCAGAUGCUAAGUGGAACAAAACCCCAUUACCUUCUGCAUUGGGAAAUUUUGAGGUACUCAUCGAUGAAGAAGCCAUUACACACAAUGAAAAUAGUAAACUAAGAAAAAAUAAUAAAAGUAGUAACAAUAAUAAUUUAUCUUUGGCAGUGAGACGGAGAAGAUAAAAUGUUUUAAGAUCGUAAUUGUUUUCUAUAAGAAUAAUGAAAAUAGAAACAAAACAACAUUAAGGUUUUAAUGGGUUUACUCAAAAACAAAAACUUAUGUAAAUUUAAAGAAAAUUUGUUUAUUAAAAAGUUUUUCAGCUUUAUUUAUUGUUGUGGAGCUCCCCUUCCUCGGCCAUAGCCUCCUCUCUGAA